Molecule: messenger RNA, 579 nt
Organism: Gamsiella multidivaricata
Lineage: Eukaryota; Fungi; Mortierellomycota; Mortierellomycetes; Mortierellales; Mortierellaceae
Exons: 1
Coding region: 79-258 (59 amino acids)
Source: RefSeq, a predicted model, not a curated record
CUACCAACGGUUCGUGCACGCCCUUGAACACAAUUCUGCAGGACCAGAAAAAAAACUGUGUCGUUCACAACCACCAGCAUGAUGUAUCUCUCCUCCGUGUGCGUAUUCACGUUUAUGAACCAUCGACAAUACCGUCCCUGCACCGCAUUCCAGGACAGAACGACAGAAAAAAAAUGUCCGCAAAUUAAUUGCAAUAAUACAAGUCUCGAACCCUUCCCCCACCCACGUCCUUCUUCAACCCGCUCAUGCCCGGCCUAAAAUAUGGUCUUACUACUAUCCUUGCACUGGACAGUUGCAGAUGUAUAUAAUUUACGAACAUACGGCCAGGAGGUCUUUGCUAGUAUUCUAAGAAUAACAAAACAUCCAGGGUCAGCUUGAUCGGCCCUAUACUCGGGUUUUUUUACAGGGUAAGAUUGUUUGGACUACACGUCGAAUGUACGAAGGGUCUGUACACAGUAUCAGGUCCUUGCGGGAAAUUGCCCUGAGAUACGAUCUAGGUUGAUAAAAAGAAGCGAUGAAUCGAACAAGUAUUAGAGAUGCUGAUACAGGUACAGAUAGAGUACGUGUACAGGAAAGGAG